GAAAGAGCAGGAAAUCCAGACAAAAUAUAAAUAAGACACAAUGUUAAUGUGAUAAAACCUGAAGAACACAUUGUACUCAUUUGAUGAGAAGGCAGUAAAAAGAGGAGAGAAAAAGUGUAUAGUUGUCAAUACAUUUACAUUGCCGAAUGUAGGACAACAAGAGAGUGGCCUCCUAAACGAUUUAUUGUUAAAGCGAAGACGGAAGUACUCAAAGGGAAACCUCUUGUAUUUCCCGAAUAGCUUAUCCUCAAUGCAGCCCGGUCGAGUUGGGUCUGUUUAGCUAACUUUGUGUCAUUUAUGGGUCGUUUUUAAAUUUGACCAGAUGUCAAAUACAAUUGUGAAACGUCCCGGAGUUGGGGUUGGGGUGCUGGUAACAGACUCAGCCCGCCCAGACUGUGUUCUCCUGGGAAAACGGAGAAGCGCGAUGGGCAAAGGGAAGUACCAGCUCCCCGGUGGCCACUUGGAGUUUGGAGAGACAUGGGAGGAGUGUGCUCACAGAGAGGUGUUGGAGGAAGCAGGGGUGCGUUUGGUAAACGUCUCAUUUGCCUCCGUGGUGAACUCCAUCAGACUGGAGGAGCAGUACCACUACGUCACCAUUAUUAUGCAAGGAGAGCUGGACAGGAAGCAGUCAGGAGAGCCAGAGAACCUGGAGCCAGAGAAGAAUGAGGGUUGGACGUGGACGCCGUGGGAUACGUUUCCUCCAGAGGAGCAGCUCUUCUUGCCACUAGCUGGUCUGAGACAACAAGGCUUCAAUCCGUUCAGGACAAGAAGCACUGAAACGCAGCUUUAAAACUUCCUGUUGGGACACUUUCCCAAAGGAUAAAACAAGCAUACCUCUUCAAAACUCAACUUGUUGUUUUACUUCAGUAGUUGGUUUACAUGUGCUUUUUCUCAAACCUCAUGUAUUUCUGUUACGGUAUACUGUAAUGUUUGCCAAUAUUAAAAGAUUUAGUAGAAGGAUUUCAUGAUACACAGAUUGUCAGCUGCGCUUUCAUUGAGAUUUUAAGCAAAUGAUGCAACAAACAAAAUUCUAAUUAAAUUGGGCGAAUGGGAUUUUAUUCUUUUAUUAUAACUCUUUAGGGGCCACA
Molecule: messenger RNA, 1088 nt
Organism: Cottoperca gobio
Lineage: Eukaryota; Metazoa; Chordata; Actinopteri; Perciformes; Bovichtidae
Gene: nudt15
Product: nudix (nucleoside diphosphate linked moiety X)-type motif 15
Exons: 3
Coding region: 323-790 (155 amino acids)
Biological process (GO): dGTP catabolic process
Cellular component (GO): cytosol
Molecular function (GO): 8-oxo-7,8-dihydrodeoxyguanosine triphosphate pyrophosphatase activity
Source: RefSeq, a predicted model, not a curated record